Molecule: messenger RNA, 351 nt
Organism: Schistosoma turkestanicum
Lineage: Eukaryota; Metazoa; Platyhelminthes; Trematoda; Strigeidida; Schistosomatidae
Source: the annotation of a GenBank genome assembly
AUGGGGGAAACUACUUUGUUCAAUAAAAAAUUAGGUUUUUUUCUUUUACUUUCUCAAAUUAUACCAGUUAACUUAGUUUUAAAUGUCUUAAUAAUUUUAUAUGAAACUAGAAAUUAUGUGUUACACGUUGCUGUUGUUGUUGUUGUUGAUGAUGAUGAUGUCGAUGGUGCUGAUGGUGAUGAAGAUGAUGAUGAUGUCGAUGAUGCUGCUGCUGAUGAUGAUGAUGUCGAUGAUGCUGAUGAUGAUAAAGAUGAUGAUGAUGAUGAUGUCGAUGAUGAUGCUGAUGAUGAUGACGUCGAUGAUGCUGAUGAUGAUGCUGAUGAUGAUGACGCUUUAUUAGUUGAAAAGUAA